Molecule: messenger RNA, 4520 nt
Organism: Solea senegalensis (Senegalese sole)
Lineage: Eukaryota; Metazoa; Chordata; Actinopteri; Pleuronectiformes; Soleidae
Gene: ablim2
Product: actin binding LIM protein family, member 2
Exons: 23
Coding region: 388-2565 (725 amino acids)
Biological process (GO): lamellipodium assembly; cytoskeleton organization
Cellular component (GO): actin cytoskeleton
Molecular function (GO): actin filament binding
Source: RefSeq, a predicted model, not a curated record
UAUCUUAACUGUAGUCGCGUCUCUCCACCGCGCGCCCACACCCAACCUGCACUGCCUGCCUGAAGAGACGGCGCAGCCCCUGCUGCGGCAGAGUCUGUGUGUGUGUGUGUGUGUGAGAGAGAGAGACACAUUGGUGUGUGUGUGCACGGGACAAUUGUCUCCAUAGUGCGGUUGUUCUUUGCGAGUCUCUGCGGCUUCAGCAGCCGCGGUCAGCCGGGCUCUCUGCGGCAGUCACCCCGCGUAAACACCUCAUCCACCUCAGGGUUGUGAGCUCUGCAGCUGGUAGCAUCCUCCUCCUCCUCCUCCUCCUCCUUCAUGUACUGUCAGUGUGGAUAGUGGCAUAUUUACUGUGAAGCAUCAGAGCAGAGAAGACGUCUGACUGGAACCAUGAGCAGCACUGUGUUUCAGCAGCAGGCUGUCCACAGCCCUCUGGAGCAGCAGCAGAAGAAGAAGCAGGGCGGCGGCGGCGGUGGAGGACCGAUCCCCUGUCAGAACUGUGGGAAGCCGUGCAAAGGCGAGGCCCUGCGGGUUCAGAACAAACACUUCCACAUCAAGUGCUUCGUAUGUAAAGUCUGUGGAUGUGAACUGGCCCAGGGAGGCUUCUUCGUGCGGCAGGGCGAGUACAUCUGUACCCUGGACUACCAGCGACUGUACGGCACUCGCUGCUUCAGCUGCCAGGACUUCAUCGAGGGGGAAGUGGUGUCCGCUCUGGGCAAGACCUACCAUCCCCGCUGCUUCGUCUGUGCCUCCUGCAAACAGCCAUUCCCGGCCGGCGACCGAGUGACAUUUAACGGGAAGGAGUGUAUCUGCCAAAAAUGUACCCAGCCGCUCCCUGCCAAUAGCCCAGCACCCAUACAGGCUGUCCACAAUUGCUGCGGCUGUGGGAAGGAGUUUAAGAACGAACAGUCUCUCGUGGCUCUGGACAAACACUGGCACCUGGGCUGCUUCAAGUGCCAUGUCUGCAACAAGGUGCUCAACGCCGAGUACAUCAGCAAGGACGGGAUCCCGUUCUGCGAGAUGGACUACCACGCCAUGUUCGGCAUCCAGUGCGAGAGCUGCAAGAAGUACAUCACCGGGAAAGUCCUGGAGGCUGGAGAGAAGCAUUACCACCCCACAUGUGCCCGCUGCGCCCGCUGUGAGCAGAUGUUUGCAGAAGGCGAAGAAAUGUACCUGCAAGGAUCUUCUAUCUGGCAUCCUCCAUGCCGACAAGCAGCCAAGCAGGAGGAGAAGAGUAAGAAGCAGGUCCGGAUACAGCUCAAUGACAACACUGAGCAGCAGGUGACCCGGACUUCAUCCGAGAGCAUCACCUCGGUCCCAGCGUCCAGCGCCUCAGGCUCUCCCAGCAGAGUCAUCUAUGCCAAACUCGGAGAGGAGAUGCUGGACUACAAGGACCUGGCUGCUCUUCCAAAGACCAAGGCCAUCUACAACAUCGAGAGGCCUGACAUGUUGUCCUACUCUCCAUAUGUCAGCUAUCCAUCCGAGGAGAGGCAUUACGGAGAGUCCCCCCUGCUACUUUCUCCUACUCCCACAGAGGGCGAUGGGGAGAAGUCGCCCCGGCAGAGGAGGCCCUCCAGCCCCAGCUCUAACAGCUCACUGGGGGGGUACGGACGUUACACCCCAUGCCGUUCCCCCCAAAACGUCAGCCGACCAGGGCCAGAGUUAAACCUUGCUGCUAGACAUGUCAUCCAAACCCGUGACCCCAGCUCUCUUCCUCUGCCCCCGACCAUCAUGGGUGGCAUUAAGUACCCUUCCACCUGGGCCAGGGACUCCUCCUCCCUCCCUGUGUACUAUUCUGGUGGGGCUGAGGGCAGUGGAGGUGUUGGUGGUGGUGACAAGCACUCACCCACACCAGCAGGUGGCGGUACAGGCAUGUCAUUACACCUAAACCCCACGACCCUGGCCCUGCUGCAGCAGCACAACUACAUCCCUUACUUAAAAGGUAGUGAAAGUGGUCGAAGUACCCCCAGCUUAUCCACCUACUCUGAUGGCAAAUCUCCCUCCUCUACAUACGUACCCGUUCCACGGCAUUUCCACAUACCAGAGACUGUGGUCAAAGAUAAUAUCUAUAGAAAACCCCCCAUCUACAAACAGCAUGCUUCUAGAACAUCCUGGCAGGAUGGGGAGGAUGGCAAGAGGACCAGUUGGAUGAUCUUGAAGAGUGAGAUUGAUGGACAAAUGGGUCCAGAAGACCUGGACCCGCGCAAGUCCACUUGCAGUCUUCCCACUGACACCUCCCAGCCAAAUUUCCCUUACAAUAAGUCUGCGUCUUUACCAGGAUACGGAAGGAACGGCAUCUACAAGGCUGCUGAGAUGGUGGAGGAUGAAGUGGACGCAGACUCCCAGAGUUGGGGAGGCAUGAGAGAGUACAAGGUCUACCCUUAUGAAAUGCUGGCAGUGACGCAUAGAGUGAAAGUGAAGCUUCCCAGAGACGUAGAUCGCACCAGACUGGAGAGACACCUAUCUCCCCAAGACUUCCAGCAGGUUUUCGGCAUGACCCUGGAUCAGUUCGACCGCCUGGCCCUGUGGAAGAGGAACGACAUGAAGAAGAGGGCACGCCUUUUUUAGACGGACGAGAAAAGAAGAGGAAAAGAAUCAAUAAAUAAUACAAACACACCACGCAACAUCUCAACAACCGACCAUCCUGUUCCGGAAGGAGGCAGAAGCGCAAAACAACGACCCAUUUGUACUCUCUAUAUAUGCACCGCCGUGAUACCGACUUACUCUCCACCUGUAAAAUGCCAUGCCGUGUAAUCUGCCCGUGUCGCCGUGGGAGAGACGAGAACACUCUCUCGCACACACACACACACACACACACACGCGCGUGUGGCAGCAUCUAUAGCUUUUUGUAUGCGAUGUGGUCCGAAUGUUUGACUGACAAGUCCGCGGCUCGGGGGCGAGGAGCUGCGUUUGCAUGGCCUGUUGUUGAUGCUCCUCACCUCCCGUGUGGUUUCUGCAUCCACCGUCACCCCCUUCCUCCCUCCCUCCCUCCCGACUCUGAUCCACUCCACCCUGACACUUUCACAUCAGGUUGUGUGGUCCUGACUGUUUUAUGUGCGCCUUCUUCUGCCUCUGUCAGCCUCGUCGUAUUCCUUUUUAUCAUAUCGUCUUUUCUGUCCCUCCAUCAUUUUCACUUCUUCUCCCCUGCACUGAGUGACUGUUACCUUGCCGAGCAAGUCCCCCUUUCACACCCCAAUGCCGUUCAGUCCAGGACACUGAAGAGACUCACCGCUCGAGCGCGUCAAGGCCUCAAAGACGGGGGGGAUCUAGAAACAACUUUUUGUGCUGUCUUUAUUUCCAAAUCUGUCAAAACGCAUCCCAUCACGGGCUUUUGUUUUCGGUUUUCCUUCACGAUCCGUUCAGUUUCAGAAAGCCUGGAUGGGUAGUUUUGAUAUGUGCGCUCUGAACGCGGUCCCACGUCUUGCAUAAGCCUCUCAUAAAUCAGUGCAGACGGGGGAGAGCCGAGGCUGGAAAGGGGCCACAACAUGGCAGUAAAUCACACAUGGAAGGAGAGAGUUGAAAAAGGAAAUAAAAAACAACAACACUACAGUACAGACAGUUUCAGGGUAAACAAAGGUGUCAAACGUUGCAUACACACACAUAAAAGAAAUUAUUUUUAUAAGCUAUUUUUGACUUCUGGAAAGGGCCGUCACACGAGUCACGGGACGCGGAACCGAGAGACGAAAUCGUGAAAAGGCCACGUCCACUUUUGUUUCAGCUUCCUGCAGCGGCACUUGCUCGGUUUAAAACUCUCAAUACUCUAACCGCGUUGUAUCGCGUUCUCCGACGUAGGGAACCCUAACUCUUUAUAUGUUUGUCAUUUGAAAGCAGUGUUUUAAAAAAAAAAAGAAGAAAAGAAGCUACACAUCUGCUCGACCAUAAACGGAUCCGUGCGCCAACUAACAUACUGUUCAUAAUGUAUGUGAACAUGUACUGGACAUAUACCAGAUAUAUUUGUCUGUAUACAAUCCACCGCGGUGUAUAACUCUACAAGGCAUGCAUGAGGAUGAGGAAAACGGGGGCGAGGGGGAGGAGUUUGUUUGUCCACUGACCUCGUAUUAGGAAGACUGUUAUUUUUUUUUCGGUCGCGUGAAAAAAAACAAACAACGCCUGGGUCAGUUGCUUACGUUAGCUUGUGUUCCAUAUUUAUUGAAUUGCCAUUUACAAGGAAGGGAUUUUAUUUUUUAAAUCUGACGAGUGUGUAGCGCUGAACGAACUAGCAUCACCGAGGAGAGAGAGCUUUCGGGAAAGAGAAACAUAUCAAACUAAGUUUAAUUUUAAGUGAGCGUGUCAAAUCACUUAUUUUAUUUCUUUCUUUUUUUUUUUGCUCUUGUAAGUAACACACUAACUCGUUGUCAUCAAGCGUCAUGUUCUAAUAUCCGUCUGCUAUUAAAGUGCUUUAUCUAAAAAAAAAAAUCCACAGUCAGUAUGGACUGGAGUGCUUGAGUUUGUUCAUUAAAUGGAUGUCAAAAGUGAAAUGGAAUGACGCUGAUACUUUUAAGUAAAGUGUGCGAUACAUAUUU